AUGGUACUCCGGGGAAAAAAUGCAACAUUGGUGGUUAUUGGAGAUAUUGGUCGAAGUCCACGAAUGUGUUAUCAUGCUAGAUCGUUGGCAGAUAAAAAUUAUCGAGUGCAAAUAGUGGGCUAUACGGAUUCAGCGAUACAUCAGUCCAUACAGCACCAUCCAUAUAUUAGUGUUGUAUCACUGAGAUGUCCCCCAGAAUAUAUCUGUAAACUGCGUCCUAUCUUUGCUUUGAUACUAAAAUUUUUAUGGACUUUGACUGUUCUGUUGCUAACGCUGUUUUUUCGAAUUGAUUGGCCUCUGUUGAUUAUGGUGCAAAAUCCUCCUGGACUACCGUCUCUUCUUGCUUGCUGGCUGUGUGCUCGUAUUAGAAGAGCACAGUUUAUCAUUGACUGGCAUAAUUAUACCUAUUCCGUAUUACGCAAAAAAUAUAAUAUCGAUGAAAUACGCGUUAGUCGUGCCUCUGAGCGACGAAUACAGAAUUCUCUAAAUUGUUCUGACGAUCAUAGCUUAGUGGUAAAUGAUGUUUCCGGCAUGCGUGGAAAAAGAAUGACACGAGUAGAACGAGCUGUUCAGGCUGCAGCAGUUGCAGCAAAUAAAAGAAAACGCCAAGCUGAUCGGAAGAAAAGAUGUUCAAUCGUGCAGAGAUGUGUUGAGCAGAUAUAUUAUUGGGAAGGUUAUUUUGGUCGCUGUGCUGAUUUGAACAUUUGUGUAACUCAUGCUAUGCGCCAAGAUAUGUUCGAUGCAUGGGACAUUAGUGCGGCUACAGUAUAUGAUCGGCCUCCAGCUUGGAGCUUUCGGAAAUUGACUGAUGAAGAGCGACAUAAAUUCCUUUUGAAAUUAAUCGAUUACGGUGGUGAAUUCGAAGUUUUUAAAGCUGUUAAUAACCCAUGCUUACAGAUAGAUUGCAUUUCCAUGGAAGAAACGCUUAUCUCUUACCGUGACAAUGAAGGUAAAGUCCAGCUCCGAAAUGAUCGCCCUUUACUUCUUGUUUCGUCAACAAGUUGGACAGAAGAUGAAGAUUUUGGACUUCUACUUGAUGCUCUUCGUGAAUUUGAUAAUAUUGCUAAGCUCUCUUCGAGAACGAAUCCAGCAACUCGACUGCCAUUCAUAACAUGUAUAAUUACGGGACGUGGACCUUUGCGGUCGUAUUAUUUGGGUCGCAUUGAGCAUAUGCAAAUGCAAAAUGUUGAAAUAUUAACACCAUGGUUAAAAGCAGAAGAUUAUCCGUUUUUGAUUGGUUGUGCCGAUAUUGGCGUCUCUCUGCAUACUUCUACAUCAGGUUUGGAUCUACCAAUGAAGGUAGUGGAUAUGCUUGGAUGUGGUUUACCUGUCAUUGCCAAACGAUUUGGUUGCAUUGGUGAGCUUAUUUCUGAUGGCCAUAAUGGCAGGCUAUUCGACACUUCGCAUGAACUUUCACAUAUCAUUAAAACGUUGUCAUGUGGUUUCCCUGUUCAUUGCAGUCAGUUGAACACACUGACAUUAAAUGUUCAUUCCAACCCUUUAAUAUCGUGGAACAAAAAUUGGGAUGCGUGCUUGUGGCCAUUGCUGAAUAGUUAUGGAGCUUUGUCAGUUGAAGAUUUGGCACGACGUCAAAGAUUUGCCGUGAUCUCACUUCAAAAUUGGCCAGAAACUGCUGAAAUACAUGACAUAGCAGAGCUGAAGCAACAGAAAAAUGAUGAGCAUGAAAAUGUCAGGUUGGAAGAUACUGCAGAUGAUUGUGGUAUUGACUGCUUACAAAAAGCGAUUUCAAGAAAUUGA
Molecule: messenger RNA, 1758 nt
Organism: Brugia malayi
Lineage: Eukaryota; Metazoa; Nematoda; Chromadorea; Rhabditida; Onchocercidae
Gene: Bma-algn-1
Product: glycosyl transferase, group 1 family protein
Exons: 10
Coding region: 1-1758 (585 amino acids)
Cellular component (GO): endoplasmic reticulum
Molecular function (GO): mannosyltransferase activity
Source: RefSeq, a predicted model, not a curated record